UCUUCUGGAGAAAAGCACAUGCCACGCUGAUCUGAAGCCGCCCCACUCAGCAGCCGACCCCGGACGGAGCGAUCGCUGAAGGCUGUGCUCGCUUUCACGGGGGCCCUCCCUCCGGACAUCGUCCCACAGCCUCCCUGCACGCCCUGCAAACCCCGGGGCCGCAGCUGCGGAAAGACGCGGACACCCACGGCCCAGGAGCCAACAGCGACACCGACUCUUGUGGAACGUACAGAUCUUUCUAGAGGAAAUCUGUCCUCAGAAGCGUGCACUGCAUUUUUAUUCAGCAGAAGAAUAGGGUGGGGGGGGGAGCAUUGCCGCCUAGGAAUCCAGCACUGGAGAAACGAGGAAAAUUCUUGCAAGUAUGGUCUCCCACUCAGAAUUGAGGAAGCUCUUCUGUUCAGCAGACGCAGUCUGUUUUGAUGUGGACAGCACGGUCAUCAGAGAAGAAGGAAUUGAUGAGCUGGCCAAAUUCUGUGGCGUUGAGGAUGCUGUGUCAGAAAUGACACGGCGAGCGAUGGGUGGGGCAGUGCCUUUCAAAGCUGCACUCACCGAACGCUUGGCACUGAUCCAGCCCUCCAGGGAGCAGGUACAAAGGCUCCUAGCUGAACACCCCCCACACCUGACCCCCGGCAUAAGGGAGCUGGUAAGUCGCCUACAGGAACGAAAUGUUCAGGUUUUCCUCAUAUCUGGUGGAUUCAGGAGUAUCGUAGAACACGUCGCUUCAAAGCUCAACAUUCCAGCCACCAAUGUAUUUGCCAACAGGCUGAAGUUCUACUUUAAUGGUGAAUAUGCAGGCUUUGAUGAGACACAGCCAACAGCUGAGUCUGGUGGGAAAGGAAAAGUAAUUAAAUUUUUAAAGGAAAAGUUCCACUUUAAGAAAAUAGUGAUGAUUGGAGAUGGAGCUACAGACAUGGAAGCCUGUCCACCUGCCGAUGUUUUCAUUGGAUUUGGAGGAAACGUGAUCAGGCAACAAGUAAAGGAGAACGCCAAAUGGUAUAUCACUGAUUUUGUUGAGCUUUUGGGAGAACUGGAAGAAUAAUAGCAGUUUUAAUGUAGCUCCUAACAAUUGGAGAUUAAUUUCUCAAAGGUUAAACACAUUGAUAGUAUUUGCUUAUGAUUGUCUGAGACAACCUGAUGUAUACAGUUGGUACUGAUUAUAAUUAUAUGAUCAAGUAAAUAGGUUCCUAGGAGAGUCUAGGAAAUUGCUAUUUUUUUUCCCUACUGUAGUUCCAGAUUUAUUAUGACCACUAAUUACCUGGAGAGUUUUAUAGUCUGAAUUCUUUAUGUAUAUUCCUAGCUAUAUUUUCCCUGAAGCCUUUUAAAGGUCCAUAGUAAAUUAAACACUUCUACUUUUGGCAAUGAUUCAGCAGCCUUAGGUGAAUAUUGGGUUUCCCUUUGAUAUAUAAAUAAAUUUUUAUCCAUCUAUCAGAA
Messenger RNA from Jaculus jaculus (lesser Egyptian jerboa), 1431 nucleotides. It is a transcript of the gene Psph, whose product is annotated as phosphoserine phosphatase. The record is from RefSeq and is a predicted model, not a curated record. Gene Ontology annotation, molecular function: L-phosphoserine phosphatase activity; magnesium ion binding. Gene Ontology annotation, cellular component: cytoplasm. The transcript is spliced from 7 exons. The coding region runs from base 362 to 1039 and encodes 225 amino acids. Gene Ontology annotation, biological process: L-serine biosynthetic process; dephosphorylation. NCBI's taxonomy places the organism in Eukaryota, Metazoa, Chordata, Mammalia, Rodentia, Dipodidae.